AACAAUAUUGUGUAUUAUAGUGUCUUUAUUGUCGAUAAUUUCAGUAGUUUUUCAUUUCUUUGGCAAUAGAAAGUUGUACAAUAAAACAAAUCAUAUUUCUGGUCCAUUACUUUUUCCUCUAAUCGGAUGUAUAUAUAAAUUUUUUGGAGACUCAGAACAUUUUUUGAAACAAAUAACAAAAAUUUGUUGUACUUAUAAGUCACCAGUCAGAUUAGCAUUUGGAUCUCAUGUCUUAGUCGCCACAAAGGACCCAGAACAAACAAAAACAAUUCUUCAGGGUUCGAGAACAAUUGAGAAGAGUGCAUUUUAUACUAGUUUUGCGAAAGCAUGGAUUGGCGAUGGAUUACUGACAUCCGAGCAAACACUUUGGCGUAAACAUCGAAGAAUAAUUCAACCGAUGUUUAAUCAAAAAAUUCUACAAACAUAUUUUUCGAUUUUUCAACAAAAUUCUCUCUUACUGAUUAAAACGGUUGAGAGUGAAAUCGACGGACCGGAAUUUGACAUAUCUAAUCAUGUUGCAUAUAUUACAACCAGUAAUGUUUGUGAAACGUCAAUGGGUGUUUCGGUAAUAACCCAAAAAGAGGAGGUUUACAAAUUUUAUGAAAUUACUAAAAGAAUAUUUAGUAUCAUAUUCAAACGAUUCUUAAGAAUAUGGUACCAUUCCGAAUUACUGUUUAGCAUGAGUUCACUUGCCAAAAAUUUUAACAGAGAAAUUAAAAAAAUUCACAAUUUUACUGACAAUGUAAUACUAAAGAGAAAAGCAAUUUUACAAAAUAAAAACGAAGAAACGGAAUUAACGGAUAAUAAUUCCUUUACAAACGACCAACUUCGUGAUCAUGUGUUGUCAAUAAUAACUGCAGGUACUGAUACCACUGGCAGAACUUUGGCUUUUGUUCUCCAUAUGCUGGCACAGAAUCCAGAAGUGCAGAAAAAAGUUUACCAGGAAAUAUUCAAUAUUUACGGUUCUGAUGAUCCGGUGAAAAAUCCAGUGAAAUAUGAAGAUUUACAACGUUUCAUGUAUUUGGAACGUGUAAUCAAGGAAACAAUGAGAUUAUUUCCAGUCGCUCCAUUUCUUUUACGUAUGGCUACAGAAGAUUUAGAAUUAGAUGGAAAACAAGUGCCAAAAGGUUGUACAACACUUGUUGCAGUUGUCCCACUUCAUCGGGAUGAAAAAAUUUGGCCCGAUCCGUUAAAAUUUGAUCCUGAUCGCUUUUUAUCCGAGGAAGUCAAUAAACGUCACCCUUGUGCAUUCGUUCCAUUUAGUUUUGGUCCUAGGGAUUGUAUUGGUCGCGUCUAUGCAAUGAUAUCAAUGAAAGUGAUAAUAGUAACAUUUCUUCGUGAAUAUAUUUUGAAAAAGGACAAAUUUACCGAAAUCAAGGAUAUAAAAUUAACAAUGGAUAAUGUACUCUUAAAUUGUGAUCCAAUUACUUUUAAAAUAGAAAAUAGAGCAAAAUGAAUAGUUUAAAAUUGUUAAAAUUUUUACCAAAAUUAAUAAAGAA
Messenger RNA from Leptopilina heterotoma, 1499 nucleotides. Its product is annotated as cytochrome P450 4C1-like. The transcript has 12 exons. Gene Ontology annotation, molecular function: oxidoreductase activity, acting on paired donors, with incorporation or reduction of molecular oxygen; heme binding; iron ion binding. Bases 398 to 1456 code for a protein of 352 amino acids. The record is from RefSeq and is a predicted model, not a curated record. NCBI's taxonomy places the organism in Eukaryota, Metazoa, Arthropoda, Insecta, Hymenoptera, Figitidae.